Messenger RNA from Cricetulus griseus (Chinese hamster), 3777 nucleotides. The record is from RefSeq and is a predicted model, not a curated record. NCBI's taxonomy places the organism in Eukaryota, Metazoa, Chordata, Mammalia, Rodentia, Cricetidae.
CCCAGAGCACACACGCACGCUUGGCGUCACCGCGGCGACCAGCAGUGACGUCAGAGGCGCGCCUCACGGAAGUCUGCGCGGGCUCGGCAGGAGGAGUCCUGCCUGUUUGCGCGCUCAUGGUGCGCUGCGGGUGCGCGUGGUGGAGACAGUAUGGAAAUUUCAUUGAUAAUGUAAGACUCUUCACCAAAGGAGGAAGUGGUGGAAUGGGUUACCCUCGUUUAGGGGGAGAAGGUGGAAGAGGCGGCGAUGUCUGGGUUGUAGCCCAUAAAAAUAUGACUUUAAAACAACUUAAAAACAAAUAUCCUCAGAAACGGUUUGUGGCUGGAGUAGGAGCAAACAGCCGAGUUAGUGCACUGAAGGGCUCCAAAGGAAAAGACUGUGAAAUCCCUGUGCCUGUGGGCAUUUCAAUAACUGAUGAAAAUGGUAAAGUUAUAGGAGAACUCAAUAAAGAAGAAGAUAGAAUUCUGGUUGCUAAAGGUGGCCUUGGUGGUAAAUUACAUACAAAUUUCUUACCUUUGAAAGGCCAGAAGCAAGUAAUUCACCUUGACUUAAAAGUUAUAGCUGAUGUAGGCCUAGUAGGAUUCCCAAAUGCUGGAAAAUCCUCUUUACUAAGUCGGGUGUCCCAUGCAAAGCCUGUGAUUGCAGAUUAUGCAUUUACAACACUAAGGCCUGAACUUGGAAAGAUUAUGUAUAGUGAUUUUAAACAGAUUUCAGUAGCAGAUCUCCCAGGUUUGAUAGAAGGAGCACACAUGAACAAAGGAAUGGGCCACAAAUUCCUCAAGCAUUUAGAGAGAACCAGACAGCUGCUUUUUGUUGUUGAUAUUUCUGGAUUUCAGCUUUCUUCUGUAACUCCAUACAGAACUGCCUUUGAAACUAUAAUACUUCUUACAAAAGAGUUGGAGUUAUACAAAGAGGAACUGCAGACAAAACCUGCACUGUUGGCAGUUAAUAAGAUGGACUUGCCAGAUGCCCAAGUAAAACUUGACGAACUGAUGAAGCAGCUCCAGCACCCUGCAGAUUUUCUGCAUUUAUUUGAAAAAAGCAUGCUUCCAGAGAAGGCUGUGAAGUUCCAACAUAUCAUCCCCAUCUCAGCAGUUACUGGGGAAGGGAUUGAAGAGUUGAAGAGCUGUGUAAGAAAGUCACUGGACGAGCAGGACAGCAAAGACAAUGAUGCAUAUCACCGGAAACAGUUGCUUAAUUUGCAGAUUUCCAGUGCGGCAUCUUAGAGUGAUCCACAUCAAGUGUGCUGUUACCGCUGCCCAAAAGGGCAGCAUUUAAAUCUAGUAUAAUGUAUUGGUGGGAUACUACUAUUUGGUUCUAACAAAGAAGGAAAUCAUGUUAUUGAAACACAGAUGAGCUUGGAAUGCAUUCUGUUCAAAGAAGCCAGGCAGGCAUGUCGAGACAAAUAUCACAUGAUCUCACCUUACAUGUGGAAUCUUAAAAAAACAAAUUGAACAAGUAGAAAUCCCGAAAAGUGGUCAUUAUUAAGGAUGGGAAGAUAAAGGGUUAAGAGAUGUUGUUCAAAAGACACAAAGUUUCAGUUAAACUCUGCAGAUCUGUUAUAUAGAUGGUUGUUUAUAGUUAGAACAGUGUAUCAUACUUUGAAAAUUUGCAAGAAAGUAGAUUUUAAGUGUUCUGACCACAAAAAAGUCUGAGAAAAUAUAUUUUAAAUUAGCUUGAUUUUGUAUUUCAGAACACUCUGUGUAUGAUAAAGAUACAUGAUAUUGCAGUCAUACUAAUUUGAAAGCUUUUCCAUAUUUUUAAGAUAGUCUUUACCUGUAGGUUUCCUGAUACAGGUAUCAUCAUUCAAGAAAAGAAAUUUUCCUUCUGGUAUUAACACAGCAAAGCAAUUUCUUUGUGCAAAAAGCAUACACAAGACCCAAACUGGGCUAGCAUGCACACCAAGACCUACAUGUUCCUAUAUUUUAUCCCUGUUGUGUGUGGUGACUGGGUCUCUUCCCAUUGGUGGGAGCUCAACUUCAUGGUCUGAAGAAUUCCUAAUUGGGUCAAAGGUUCAGGAAACACGAGUACUUAGAUGUUAAAGUUUCUCACAACUACCCUAUCUUUAUCACAUUAUUUUUCAAUUUUUUCCAAACUUCAGUGUUGGCCAUUUGAAGUUUCUAGGAAGAGUAAAUGAUUCACUUGAUUGGUGGGGGAGCCUGCCUUCCAGGAAGGUACAUUUUCUUAAUUUCUAAUUAAAGUAUUUAAAUACUUAAAAAUAGAAAUUUUUUUUUCCUUUUGGUGAAACUUGUUAUAAAAUAAACACAUUCACUUUUUUAAAAAAAUGCAAGCAGUAUACAGGAGCAUGAGGCCCUUCAGGCUUUCCCACAAGAACCAUUGUAAGAAAUAUAUAUAUAUAUAUAUUUACAUAUAUAUAUAUAUAUAUAUAUAUAUAUAUAUAUUCUCAAUAUGAGCUCAAAACAUUCCUGAUAGCUCAGGAAUAGUGGUGGAUAAGCUCGGGAUAGUGUGGUGGUCCGUGGUGGUGCUGGCCUGUAACCACAGUACUUGGGAAGAAGAGGGGGACUCUGAAGGUCUCCUGGGCCGCUUAGGAAUCUAGGCUGGUCUGUACUUUGUAGUGGGACCAUGUCUCAAAAAUGUUGUUCUUUAAUAGUAUGCUUUAUUUUAUUCUUUUGUGUGCUGGUGUUUUGCUUCCAAUGAAGUCUGCACCAUGUGAAUGCAGUGCCCAUAGAGGCCAGAAGAGAGCGUCGGAUACCCUGGAACUGGCAUUAACCUACAGUUGAGAGCUGCCAUAUGGGUGCUAGAAAUCAGACCCAGGUCCUCUGCAAGAGCAGCCAGUGCUUUUAACUGCUGAGCCAUCUCUCCAGUCCCUUUCCUUAAUAGUACAUUUUCUUUGUUAAGAAUUAUAUGAUAAUUUAGUGCAUAGUAGCAGUUCUUUUAACUGACCCCUUUUUUAAAAAGUGUUUUUUUCUUAAAUUGUAUAUUGAUUGGACUUAAAUUUCUCCUGACUUGCUAAUGUGGGUGCGUUUUAUAAAUAUUCUUUUAAGUUUGGUUCUAGCUUCUGUUUGCUAUGCCUACCUCUCAUGUAGUACCUGGACUAGUUUUUCUUGUAUCGCUUUUUUCUUCCUUACACGGGUACUUUAUUGAGCACUGUGUAGGCAUUACACAUGGUGGGCUACAGAGAACAGACAGGUCCUGCUUUACUGCAUAGCAGAAGCCACAGGGAGGCGGCAUGGCCUGCUUCACAGCACAAAAGUGAGGCUGAGAGAGUCUACACCAAGUUGUUGCCAUUGUCCCAUCAGUGCCCCUUUCUGCUGUUUCCUCACUGACAAGGAGUGUCAAGGACAGCUUCAUGGGGUGAACUCACCAGUCUGCUCUGGUCUGCUUUGUCCUUCCUGAGGGAUGUAGUUGCUGAAGAUGAUGAGUCAUAUGCUUGUCAGUGAUGCCUAGACUACUACUAACACGGAUCAUGAUUUAUUGUGUAAUUAUCAAAUUCUGUGUUCCAUUUAUUAGGAUUUUCUAGUUAUUGAAGGUAUGGCCUGUUUACCUCUUUUCAAAACAGAAGGAGAAGCCCUAGAUUUCUUAAAGCACUCACAUGUAUGUGUGUGCAUGUGUGAGCCAGCCUGUGUGCACGCCCUUGUGCAUGUGCAAGUCAGGCCUGGGGUUGGACCUUCUGAACUUGCAGGAUGCCAGGCUUGCCACACUGAAUGCUGGCAUCCGAACUUUGAUCCUCAUGUUUGAAUAGCAAGCACUCAUUUUAGUUGUGAGCAUAACACUUAAUGGCUAAGCCAUCUCCCCAGCCCCCAGAGGCAUGUUCAA